ACACAUCUGCCGCCAUGGUGAAUGAGAAGCACAGUGGCACCCUGCUUGUGCAGCUGGGGCCCAAACUGCAGGCCCACCCAGAGAAGCUGCUCCGGCAGCGGCGAGGCCACGACGACCGGCCGGAAUACCUGGUCCGGUGGAGCGUUGUGAGCUUGGAAGAGAGAGCAGCGGGAGGCAGCAGUGCCGCCUCUGGAGAGACCAAGGCAGAGAACAUCUCCCUGUGGAUGUCUGCAGAAGAGGUCAGCGCCAGCUGCCCGGCGCUGCUGGGCCACAGGAGGCCGGAAGGGCCGCGGCUGAAGGAGGAGAAGGCGCCCGGGCCCUUGGCCGCGGUCGUCCCGCUGGACGAAGCCUCGCUGGACGAAGCGUCGCUGCUGGAGAUGAAGGCCGAUGUCAGGAGCCUGGUGCAGCGAGCCCGGCGCCAGGUGGCCGAGGCCGGGAGCCCCGAGUGCUCCAUCCUGAGCACGGUGCACGUGCUGGGCGCCUACGCCAGCAUCGGCUCCCUGGCGGGCGCCUUCAGAGAAGCGGGAGCCCUGGAGCUGCUGACGGCCAUGCUGUGCCACAGGGAGAAGCGGAUCCGCCGCGGUGCCGGCGAGAUGCUGCGCGCUCUGGGUGCUCAUGAUGCAGGAAUCUGGGCCUAUGUCCUGCUGUCCCUGAGCCAGCAGGAUGGCAUUGAGCAGCACAUGGACUUUGACAGUCGCUGCACCUUGCUGGAGCUGUUUGCUGAGAUCACGUCCUCUGCAGAGCACCGCAUGUCCUUCGAGGGGAUUCACCUGCCGCAGAUCCCUGGGAAGCAGCUGUUUGUCCUGGUGAAGCGCUACCUGUGUGUGACUUCUCUCCUGGACAAGCUGAGCAGCGGCGUGGAGCAGGGAGAGGAGCAGCAGGGCUGUGCUGUGCCCAGCCGUGUCCCUGAGGAGAGGAGCCGUGUGAAGCAGGAGUUUGAGUUCAGCAUGGCCAUGGCAAACCUCAUCUCGGAGCUGGUGCGCGCGAUGGGCUGGAGCCACGGGCACGAGGCAGAGCCGCUGCCCCGGCGGGACCUGCGGCCUGGCCGUGCCCGCUCCAUCUUCCAGCACAAGACCCCGGCCGGGACCACUGCCGAAGCGGCCCCCGCGUCCCCAGCAAAGGAGCCCGUGACCUUCAAGAGGCGCUCGGCCUUCCCGAGCCGCAGCAGCUACGCGGAGUACGUGCAGGCCACGCUGGUGAGCGGCAUGAGGGUGCGCAUGCUCGAGGACUACGAGCAGGUCAGCGCCGGCGACGAGGGCGACUUCUGCCGCAGCAAUGACGACGUGCCCCCGGUGCAGGUGUACUGGCAGGCUCUGGGCAGUACGUACUGGGUUCACUGGCACAUGGUCGAGAUCAUUGGCCCUUCAGAACAAAAGGAGCUUGAGGGCCAGGAGAAGGUGAACAGCCUGACACGAAACCACGGACUGAGAGCAGGUCCACAGCCAUUGCUGUGCAAGCCCUUGGGGGGGCUGUACUCCCCGCCUUACCUGGGGCAGCGGCUGCCCAAGGCUGCAGACACCCUGAGCCGCGCUGAAUGGUGGGAGCUGCUCUUCUUUGUGAGGAAGCUGGAAGCACAGGAGCAGAAAGAGAUCACCUGUCUCAUCCAGCAGCACCAGGGAGAGCAGCUGUCGGAGGUGGAUGAAGAAGCCCUGAUGCAGCUGUCGGUACCUGUGGAGCUGGCCCAGAAGGUGUUGCAGGUCCUGGAGGAGCGGUGCCAGGGCAGCUCUCUGCGUGACCUGCGUGGCUCCCGUGUCUACGCCAGACACUUCCUCGGGAGAGGAGCAGAGCAGGAUGGUGGAGGGAGCACCGCAGUGUCCUCAGAAGGUGACAGGAGCACCGGCCCUGAAGGCAUGAUGGCCAAGACAGCGGAGGGAAACCUUUCUGCAGCCCCAGGGCCGGCCCAAGGCCGCGAUGUGACUCUGAAGUCGGAUUCCGAGCUGUUCAGCGAGCUGUUGGAGAGGGAAGGGCUGUUCUUGCCAGAGGUGACGGAGGAGCAGAGCCAAGCGCUGGGCGGCUCCAAGGGGCUGAGCGAGAGCGGCUCGCUGGCCAAGGUUGCAGCUGUGGUGGAGGUGAUCCAGAGCAGCAGCUCGGCGCUGGGGCUGCGCUUAGCUGGGCUCAAGCACAUCCUGAAGAUGCUGGAGGAGGAGCCCGAGUCGGAGCAGCAAGUCGGCACGGCCCAGGGCGGGCUGGGCAUCGGGAGUGCCGGGGAGAAGCUGGUGCAGGUGUCGGUGGAGCUGCUGAGCACGGAGGUGGCAGAGAAGGCGCUGGUGGCGGUGACGCUGCGGCUGCUGGCCGUGCUGCUGGCCCGCUACAAGUGGCGCGUGGCCUUUGCCACGGAGGGCGGCGUGCGGGCCGUGCUGGCCUGCAUGCAGCAGCACGGCUGCUCCGCCCUGGUGCAGCAGGCCGGGCUGGCGGCCCUGAAGGUGCUGGUGGGAGCUGCGGACGCUGAGCCGGGAGGCGCCGGCGGGAAGUGCUUGCCCUGGAACCACGGCGAUGCGCAGAUGAUGCGGGUGAUCUUUGCCAGCAUCGGCUCUGCCUCCAGCAAGGGCUCUGCCAGCCUGCUGAGCAGCAUCCCUGCUGCCCUGAGCACCAUGCAGAGGGUCCCAGGGGGCUCCUCAGGGGUGCAGAACGGCCUGCUGGUGGUGAACGUGCUGAUGGAGGGGCACCGGGGCCUGGCGGAGCAGCUGGCGAGCUGCGAUCUCCUGGCGGUGCUGCAGAGCUGCUGGAGGGCCGGGCAGAGCAGCGGCUGCCCCCAGGCAGUGCUGGCCCUCAGCGCCAUCAAUCGCCUGGCAGAGCACGGGCUGCCCCUGGGCCCGGAGGCAGCAGGUACCGCAGAGGUCCUGCUGGACGCGAAGGGCGUGCAGAUGCUGCUGGGUGGCAUGGACGAUGGCGUCCUGUCCAAGGAGGUGGUGGUGGCCCUGGAGCGGCAGCUGUGCAGUGAAGGCUCUGUUUGUUCUGGCCAGCUGGCCCAGCUGCUGCAGGACCACAGCUGCUUCAGGUUGUUGCUGCGCAGCUUGGAGCUGCUGGGGACAGAGAAGGCCGUGAGCCUGAGCAUCCUCAGGAUCCUGAACAAGUUCCUGGAGAGUUACCAGGAGGAUGUGCUGCCCUGGCAUGAGUGCGUGGAGCCCUGCGUGUCCUUCCUGAUCACCCACAGCAGCAGUUGGGAGGUGCUGCAGGAGGUCGUUGGCUUCCUGCACCGCCUGGGCAGUGCCAGCAAGGACUGUGUGGUGGUGAUGUGCCACGUGGGCACCCACGAGGCUCUGUCCAAGGCCCUGGAAAAGCACAGCACGGUCCCGUCGUUGGCGCCGGCCCUGCUCGAGCUGGUGAUGGAGUGUGAGAAGUACGCCGGCCUCUACAAGAAGCUGACGAGCAGCAUCUUGGCUGGCUGCAUCCAGCUGGUCCUGGGACAGAUUGAGGAGCACCGCCGGAGCCACCAGCCCAUCAGCAUCCCCUUCUUUGAUGUCUUCCUGCACAACCUGUGCCAAGGCUCCAGCAUGGAGGUGAAGGAGGACAAGUGUUGGGAGAAGGUGCAGGUCUCUUCCAACUCGCACCAGGCCAGCAAGCUCAUGGACAGGAACCCCAAGACCUACUGGGAGUCGAACGGCAGCACCGGCUCCCACUUCAUCACUGUGCACAUGCAGUGUGGAGUGGUGAUCAGGGAGCUGAGCAUGCUGGUGGCCAGCGAGGACUCCAGCUAUAUGCCAUCGCGGGUGGUGGUGCUGGGCGGGGACAGCCCUGCCACCAUCAGGACGGAGCUCAAUGCGGUGAGCAUCCUGCCCUCGGACAGCAGAGUGAUCCUGCUGGAGAACAUGACCCGCUUCUGGCCCGUCAUCCAGAUCCGGGUGAAGCGGUGCCAGCAGGGUGGCAUUGACACACGUGUGCGUGGCAUCGAGGUGCUGGGUCCCAAGCCCACCUUCUGGCCCAUCUUCAGGGAGCAGCUGUGCCGGCGGACGUUCCUCUCCUGCACUGCUCGGGCUCAUGCCUGGAGCCAGGAGAUCUGCCGAGACCGGGGGCGGCUGCUGCAGCUCUUUGGCAGACUGAACCGGGCGCUGCAGCACGAGCAGGGCUUUGCCAACCGCUUCCUUCCCGACGAGGAGGCAGCCCGGGCGCUGGGCAGGACGUUCUGGGAGGCCCUGGUGAACCCCUUGGUGCAGAGCAUCACCAGCCCAGACCCUGAUGGUGUCAGUCCCCUGGCCUGGCUGCUGAGUGAGUACCUGGAGAGCGUGGAGCUGCCCUGCCGUGCCACGGGACGCAGGGCUGCCUUUGGUUCCUGCGUGCGGCGCCUGACCCAGCUCCUGGUGCACGUGGACCCCGGCGGCCCCGAGCCAGAGGAGACCAGAGCAGCUGGUGGGAAGGAGGGGAAGAACAAGGAGGUGCCGGCCGGGACGGCAAAGGUCACGGUGAAGAAGUCGACAGGCCUGUGGGGAAUCUCGCAGUGCUGGCGUGGCGUGGUGCAGCAGCAGGUGCAGCGGUUCCUGGAGGCGGCGGGGCAGGCGCCGGACCUCGCGGAGCGCUACUGCCGGCUGUACCAGCGCCUGCGCGGGGCCACCGAGGAGCUCUUUGGGCAGCAGGCCGCCUUUGUGCUGGCCCUGGGCCAGGGCUUUGCGGGGGCUUUGCUGCAGCUCUCCUUCCUGACCGCCCUGCACGUGAGCGAGCAGUUUGCCCGCUACCUUGACGUGCAGAUCCAGGAGCUCCGCAGGGCUGCGGGCAGCACGGGGCCUCUGGAGCGGCUGCAGCAGUUCCUGGAGCCCUUUGUCGUCUUCAGUGGCCUGGAGUUUGCCCACACCUUUGAACACUUCUACAGGCACUACCUGGGGGACCGGCUCCUGACGCAAGGGCCAUCUUGGCUGGAAGAAGGCAUCGUGGAGCAGAUCGGGCUGUGCUUCCCCAGCCGCUUUCCCCAAGAUAUGCUGAACAACUUGGCCGAGUCGGAGAAGCUCCAGCAGCAGUUCUGCCUCUUCCAGCUGCAGGAGCAGGAUAAGCGGCUGUUGGAGCUGGACACGGGCCUGGACGAGGUGAGAGGGAUGGGAGCAUGGGGAGGCCGGAGGCCGCUGGCUCUUCUUGUGGGAUCCCGGAGCCUGAUUGAGCUGCCCUCGUGUCCCUGUGCCCAGGUGCUGGGAGCAGCCACAGUGGCAGAUGUGCCAGAGGUGAAGGUGCUGGCCCUGUCCCCAUGCUGCUGGCCUGUUUCCCCGCUCUGUUUCAUGGAUAACCCUGGGAGGUUUUUCCCGGCAGUGCUGAGCUCCCCACUGGAUGAGUUUGCUGACUUCUGCCGGCAGAGCCAGAGCCAGCUGGGCUGGGAGUGCACGAAGCCCCGUCGGCUGCAGUGGACGUGGCUGGGCCACGCCGAGCUGCAGUUUGGAGACUGCGUUCUGCACGUGUCCACGCUGCAGAUGUACAUCCUGCUGUGCUUCAACAGCGCCCAGGAGGUGGCUGUGGAGGCCCUGCUGCAGGCUACGGGGCUCCCUGCUGACCUGGUGCACCACGCGCUGACGCCGCUGACCCACGGCCAGGGCGUCCUGGUGGGGAGCUGCGCUCCAGGGGGUGCACUGCGGCUGAACCAGGCAGCCCUGGCCCAGAGCUCCGGCCGCCAGCUGAGGCUGCUGCCCCAGCAGAGGUACCUGCGGACAGAGAGGGCCGAGGUGAGCGCCCUGGAAAGGAAGAGGAACGUCCUGUGCUGCCUCAUCACCCGCAUCCUCAAGGUGGAGAAGCAGCUGCACAUCGACAACCUGGUGUUCAGGGUGAUCGAUGCCUGUCAGAAGGGCGAGUUGGGCCCAGGGGUGCAGUUCCUGAGCUUCUGCUGCCACAGCGUGGACGUGCUGUCCUGCAUCCUGCACCUGCUGAACCAGGGCUAUCUGCGGCGCCAGGAGGGGAGGCCGCAUGUCUUGGAAUACAUCUCUGCUGAAUCCACAACGCUCCCCACUUCUCAGGUCCAGCCACAGGUUGCCUUCCAUACUGUAGAGAUCAAGACAGCAGCAAGCCUGGCCUCUGCUGAAAGGAGACAGACUUUUUCCACAUUCAGGUAGAUGAGGACCUGGCUGGGAGAACUCAGGUUGAAUCCAGUCUUAUCUCUUCGUAAACACAUGUGUUUUAUUUAAAUAAAUGGGCCAAGCUCCAGUCCCACCGUGUAGUCUGUUGGGGAGUUCAGCUGGUCCGUGGCUGGGAGUGUGGCCUGGCCAUACCCUUGUGUGCU
Molecule: messenger RNA, 6190 nt
Organism: Motacilla alba alba
Lineage: Eukaryota; Metazoa; Chordata; Aves; Passeriformes; Motacillidae
Product: cullin-9-like
Exons: 28
Coding region: 15-6023 (2002 amino acids)
Biological process (GO): ubiquitin-dependent protein catabolic process
Molecular function (GO): ubiquitin protein ligase binding
Source: RefSeq, a predicted model, not a curated record